AUGUCAGACGAAGGUGCUUCAUUCAAAGAACAAAUACUCGACGUUGCGCGCAGAAACAACACCGAACUUUUUGACGAGAUUUUGGCCAAUGCUGCUGGUGAACAGAUAUCAGAUAUAAUAAACCAUUCAAAAGAUGCUUUAGGAAAUACUCCUUUACAUUUGGCUGCUAAAUAUGGUUCAUUUGAAGUCUUGGAUACAAUCUUGGAUCAAGAAGGUACUGAAGUUGACCCAGUAAAUGUCAUUGAUGGUGAUACUCCAUUGCAUUUGGCUGUGCGCUAUAGUGAAACUGAACCUGAACAUGGUGCCUUCAUUGCUGAAACUUUGAUCGAAGCAGGUGCUGAUGCAAGAAUAAAGAAUAAAGGUGGAUUCACCCCAGUGCAAUUGAUACAUAAUGAAAAUCCACAAUUAAGAGAAUUAUUACAAUCAGCAGAAUACGCUGCUGCUUUAGAACAAGAAGGUCAAUUAAACAGUGAGUAUUAUUUCCAACGUGAUCUGAAUGAGAAAUUAACAUUGAAAGAUGAAGAUGAUGGACCAAGUGACGAUGAAGGUUCUGCAAGUGAUAGUGAUUAG
Hansenula ciferrii is the source of this 570-nucleotide messenger RNA. RefSeq names its product ankyrin repeat-containing protein ANK1 (gene ANK1). Gene Ontology annotation, molecular function: protein binding. Gene Ontology annotation, cellular component: nucleus. The transcript is spliced from 2 exons. Gene Ontology annotation, biological process: regulation of gene expression. Lineage: Eukaryota; Fungi; Ascomycota; Saccharomycetes; Phaffomycetales; Wickerhamomycetaceae. The record is from RefSeq and is a predicted model, not a curated record. Bases 1 to 570 code for a protein of 189 amino acids.